UCACUCCCACUGUCCGAUCAUUUCUCUCCACAUAUAAACUCUCCCCCUAUCGGAAACCCUAAUCAAAGCAAUAGGGUUUGCAAAUCACAAGCCAAAACCAGCGCCACACUUCUUCUUCUAUCUAACCCCUCUGCAACUCCCACUACCUUCAACACCUCUCUGAACAUGGCGACUCAGAUGAGCAAAAAGCGAAAGUUCGUUGCUGAUGGAGUGUUCUUUGCUGAGCUGAACGAGGUGUUGACGAGAGAGCUGGCGGAGGACGGAUACUCCGGGGUCGAGGUCAGGGUAACUCCGAUGCGGACCGAGAUCAUCAUCAGAGCCACUCGCACUCAGAACGUCCUCGGUGAGAAGGGGAGGAGGAUCAGGGAGCUGACCUCGGUUGUGCAGAAGCGGUUCAAGUUUCCGGAAGGCAACGUGGAGUUGUACGCCGAGAAGGUGAACAACAGGGGACUCUGCGCUAUUGCUCAGGCUGAGUCCCUCCGUUACAAGCUCCUCGGUGGACUCGCCGUUAGGAGGGCCUGCUAUGGUGUAUUGAGAUUCGUUAUGGAGAGUGGCGCAAAGGGAUGCGAGGUGAUUGUUAGCGGAAAGCUGAGGGCACAACGUGCCAAGUCAAUGAAGUUUAAGGAUGGAUACAUGAUCUCUUCUGGUCAGCCGGUCAAUGAGUAUAUUGAUUCAGCCGUUAGACAUGUUCUCUUAAGACAGGGUGUACUUGGUAUCAAGGUGAAGAUCAUGCUGGAUUGGGAUCCCAAGGGGAAGCAGGGUCCAACAACACCCCUCCCUGAUGUUGUCACAAUCCAUACUCCUAAAGAAGAAGAGGAUUAUGUCCACAGGCCCGCGAUACAGCCAAUGGCAACCGAGGUCGAACAACCCCCAAUCAUGAUUUAAGCCAUUAGCGACCGCUGGCCGUAGUUUCCUUCAAAUUGGGUUCAAAUGCUUCUAUUUUCUGCAAAUUUGAGUUGUAUUAGUCUUUUGCAGUGACGGUGUUGGGUAUAACAGAAGAGACCCUUGCCAAAGUUUUGGCUGGCUUGAAGUUUUGCUUUGUUUAUGUAACAAGAUUUGCUUAAUCUAUUCGUAUUGUUUGUUUC
Messenger RNA from Rhododendron vialii, 1085 nucleotides. RefSeq names its product small ribosomal subunit protein uS3x-like. NCBI's taxonomy places the organism in Eukaryota, Viridiplantae, Streptophyta, Magnoliopsida, Ericales, Ericaceae. The transcript is spliced from 6 exons. Bases 166 to 885 code for a protein of 239 amino acids. The record is from RefSeq and is a predicted model, not a curated record. Gene Ontology annotation, biological process: translation. Gene Ontology annotation, cellular component: nucleus; cytosolic small ribosomal subunit. Gene Ontology annotation, molecular function: structural constituent of ribosome; RNA binding.